Messenger RNA from Scheffersomyces stipitis CBS 6054, 960 nucleotides. It is a transcript of the gene MET4, whose product is annotated as Met4p. Gene Ontology annotation, molecular function: DNA-binding transcription activator activity, RNA polymerase II-specific; RNA polymerase II transcription regulatory region sequence-specific DNA binding. Gene Ontology annotation, cellular component: nucleus; Cbf1-Met4-Met28 complex. Bases 1 to 960 code for a protein of 319 amino acids. Gene Ontology annotation, biological process: regulation of transcription by RNA polymerase II. The transcript has 2 exons. The record is from RefSeq and is a predicted model, not a curated record. Lineage: Eukaryota; Fungi; Ascomycota; Pichiomycetes; Serinales; Debaryomycetaceae.
AUGAGCAGCCAUAACCCUGACAAGUACAACAAUACCACGAGCUCGGCGCUUCUUGAACAGUUGGUGUACAUCGACACAUUCAUGAAUAAUGGGACGUCGUCGUCCGCCGGUGAUCUAACACCGAAUUUGGACAUAGACGGACAGCUUUCCAUCGACUUAGCGGCCUUUGCUGAUGACUCGUUCAUUUUUCCAGACGAAGAUAAGCCCAAGAACCAUAAUCACGACGACGACGACGAUAGAAUAAGUAACAAAGACUUUGGUGAUCAUAACGGAAAAGAGAACGAAGUCAUUUUCAAGACAGAAGAGGAUCCUCUCAUGACCCAGCAUCCUCUCAACUUGGAUUCAUCUACGGACAACUCGCCAGACAUGCAGCAACAGCAGAAACAUCUCCUUGCCAACCAGAAUGGAGCUGGUGUGCUAAACGACAUCAACUUCCAAAAGCUUCCCAAGUUCCCGGUGCCUCCAGGAGCCAAGUCUUCGUUAGAAUCUGCUGGUUUGUCUCAGAACCAAAUCGAUCUUUUGAGUGCGUUGAUAGCACAGCACCAAACAAGCUUAGGAAAUUCGAUUCCCCAACUGCAGAACUCUCCUUCUGUGCAACAGGUACUGCAACAACAGCACGCUCAACAACAUCUGCAACACAAUUUGGGUAACUCCUCAUCAUUUUCUAGUUUUAAUAACGACGGUUUGACGCCCUCGGCUAACGGCGGCAGUUCUGCCGAACUCGAUAAACGCAGACGCAACACGGCUGCUUCGGCUAGAUUCAGGAUUAAAAAGAAGUUGAAGGAGAAACAGAUGGAAAACAAGAUACUAUCAUUGAACGAGCUUAUCAAAGAAUUCGAAGUCAAGAUCCAGCAAUUGGAAAUGGAAAACAAAUUGUUGCGUAACUUGAUUAUUGAAAAGGGUUCUCAAAAAUCCGACAACGAAUUGAAGUUGUUGAGAGAAAGAGCCAAGAUGAAUUAG